AUGCCAUCCGAAAGCUCUUUAAAUAGCAGCAAAAAGAGAGUGAUUGACUGCCUGGAGAAUGAGAAGGCGACGCUCACCUUGGCCAUGACUGACAGGCUGCGGGACUAUCAGGAGCUCCUGCAGGCAAAGACCGGCCUCAGCCUGGAAGUGGCGACCUACCGGGCCUUAUUGGAAGGAGAAAGUAAUCCAGAGAUAGUGAUCUGGACUAAGGACGUUGAAAUCAUGCCACCAGACUUUAGAAACAAAUCCUGUCAAUACACUGACUCAGUGUUACAGAGGGAAAAUGAAAGAAAUCUAUUUCCAAGGCAGAAAGCACCUUUGGCAAGUUUAAAUCACAGCUCAGCGCUAUAUUCUAACCUGUCAGGACACCUUGGCUCUCGGACAACUCCAUCUAUUGGAAGUGCUGCCAGAAGAGGCUUCCUGGGCUCAGGGUAUUGUUCCUUGGCCACUGCCCAGCAGGAAAGCUCUUAUGGAAAAACUGUCAACAGUCAAACCAAUUCCAGAACUUUCUCUCCAACCUAUGGUCUUUUAAGGAAUACUGAAGCGCAAGUGAAAACAUUUCCUGAUAGACCUGAAGCUGAAGGAACAAGGGAUGUCCCCAUUUAUCUAACAAAAGAUUCCACAGUUUCCCAAGAGUCACACCGAGAACGCAGAGACCAUGUGGUGGUAGGUGCUUCUGAAAGCACUUGGUCAAAUGAGAGGACUGACAUUUGGGAAAAGAAAACAGAAGCGAAAGCCACAAGAGAGCAAGAAAGAAUUAGACCAGGAACUGCCAAAAUAAAGCAAGAAGAGAAAAUGUUUGAUUCUAAAGAGAAGGCUUCAGAGGAGAGAAACUUGAGGUGGGAAGAACUGACAAAGUUAGAUAAGGAAGCAAGAGAGAGAGAAAGCCAGCAAAUGAGGGAAAGGGCUAGAGGGAAGGAGUCCUCAGAGGAGAAACUGGUGAGAGAAAGAGAGGUACCGAUCCAUGUUGAAGUAUCCCAGGACAGAAGACCGGAGGUGUCUCUGAAAGGUUUGCAGAUGCCCGGAAAGGAUACUGGUGAUGGUACAGGUAGGGAGGCGGACACAAGAGAGGCACGGUUCAGGCUGGGUACCGGUGACACCGCCAGCUCUCUGCUAGGUGACUCCAUGACAGAAAACAUCGCAGAAAACAUUGUCACCAGUAUCCUUAAGCAGUUUACUCAGUCUCCUGAGACAGAAGCAUCUACUAAUUCUUUUCCAGACACAAAAGUCACUUAUGUGGACAGGAAAGAGCUUCCUGGGGAAAGGAAAACAAAGACUGAAAUAGUUGUGGAGUCGAAACUGACUGAAGAUAUUGAUGUUUCUGAUGAAGCUGGCCUGGACUACCUUCUAAGCAAGGAUAUUAAGGAAGUGGGGCUGAAAGGAAAAUCAGCUGAGCGGAUGAUAGGGGACAUCAUCAAUCUUGGGCUGAAAGGAAGGGAGGGGAGGGCAAAGGUUGUCAAUGUGGAGAUCGUGGAGGAACCUGUGAACUAUGUGGGUGGGGAGAGGGCAGACGAGUUUUCUGUCCCAUUCGAAGUGGAGGAGGUUGAUGAUGUUUCUCCAGGCCCCAGGGGGCUUGUUGAGGAAGAGGAAAGUUAUGAUGAAGCCGAUGUCACCUUCUCAGUGAGUCAACAACAAAGGACCAAGCAGCCCCAGGAGAUCAUCACUCAUGUUGAAGAAGUGACAGAGGCAGGUGAUUCGGAGGGAGAGCAGAGCUAUUUUGUGUCGACUCCAGAUGAGUACCCUGGGGGGCAUGACAGAGACGACGGCUCGGUGUACGGGCAGAUCCACAUUGAGGAAGAAUCCACCCUCAGGUACUCUUGGCAAGAUGAGAUUGUACAGGGGACCUGGAGGAGAAGGAAGAGGGAUGGAGCGGGAGGCGAGGAGGCUGUGAAGCCCCUGAAUAUACCAGCAGCCUCUCUGGAGGAGGACCUGAGUUCUACUCACUGGAAAGAACAAGCUAGAAGUGGUGAAUUUCAUGCUGAACCCACAGUCAUUGAAAAAGAAAUUAAAAUACCCCAUGAAUUCCACACCUCCAUCAAGGGCAUCUCUUCCAAGGAGCCCCGACGCCAGCUGGUGGAGGUCAUUGGGCAGCUGGAGGAAACACUUCCUGAGCGCAUGAAGGAAGAGCUGUCCGCCCUGACCAGAGAGGGCCAAGGCCAGCCGGGGAGCAUCUCGGUGGAUGUGAAGAAAGUCCAGGCCUCUGGUGGUGGCUCUGUGACACUAGUUGCUGAAGUCAACCUCUCACAAACGGUGGAUGCUGAUCAGUUUGACCUGGAGGGGCUGAGCAGAGAUGAAGCUAGUAAAAUGGAGAAAGCCGUGGAGUCGGUGGUGCAAGAGAGUCUGACCAAGCGACACAGCUCGGCACCCGGAAGCCCAAAUGGGGAAGACGGAGUGGAGGCCCCGGCUACUGGCAUCCGCUUCAAGCGCUGGGCCACCAGGGAACUAUACAGCUCCUCUGGCGAGAGGGAGGAUGCUGGCCAGGCCUCUCACAGCUCAGCACGGCUCACCUCCCAGGGCCCCGUGUCAGCCACCGUGGAGGUCAGCAGCCCGAGAGGCUUUGCCCAGUCUCAGGUGCUGGAGGACAUGAGCCAGUCUGUAAGGCACAUUAAACUAGGCCCCUCUGAAGUCUGGAGGACUGAGCGAGUCUCUUAUGAAGGACCCGCUGCAGGCGUGGUGGAGGUAAGUCGGGGAGGUGACCUAGGUCGGGCAGCAGGCACUGGAGCCAGCCGGUCUGUGAGAUACCUUACGUUGGGUCCUGGUCAAAGUCAAGUGUCCAGAGAAGUCUUCUUCCGAGGCUCUGACCCUGCCUGUCAGGAGGCGGGAGGCCCAGAAGAGCCUGGCCCGGCAGAGUUUUCCAUAGACACCAACAGACUGGGGAGGCGUAGCACAUUUGGCUCCAAACAAUUUCAUGCUGAAAAGGAAAUUAUUUUUCAGGGUUCCAUUUCUGCGGCAGGGAAGGUUGGUGAUUAUUUUGUAACAGAGGAGUCAGCAGGUACCCAUACUUCUGUAAGGUACCUCCAGUUAGGCCAUAAAGAAGGGCUUAGUGAGCAAGUUCACCUCACAGCCCCACUUUCAGAUGAGGUCGAGUUGGGUGACAGAGGAGGUUCUGUACACACCGAAGAGUUGCCAGUGCACAGCAUGAACAGCAGGCACACCAAUGACGGGCCUCAGGGGCACCAAAUCACCCAGCAUAUAGUUUGCCAAGGGCUGGUUUCCCCACCCAUGGAAUUUAGUGACCCAGAAAGCACUGUCCACAAAGAGGGCUCAGCAGAUGUGACCAAGGCCACUCAUACCUUGGGUAGAGAAACCUUCAUGACUGAAAAGAGCAUCUUCCAAAGGGUCAUUUCCAAAUCUCCUCGGGAGGACAAUGUGGGGGACACAUCGGGGACAUCAGGCAUCAGCAGAUCCUUUAGGCACAUUCAGCUAGAUCCUAAAGAAACUGAAACCUUUGAGCAGGUUUUCAUCCACGGCCCCGUGUCCAAAACUUUAGCACCUGCCAAUUCAGCAGACUCCCCUGAGCUGGGUGAGUUAACAGAUGGCAGUAGAAUGCUACAGCAUGUUACACUGGGGCCCAAAGAAACUUCGUUUACCUUUCAGAUGGAUGUGAGUAACGUAGAGGCCAUCCGCAGCUGGACGCAGGAAGCAGAAGCUCACAGUGGUGCCUGGAGAGACGCAGCCAGUAGGAAUGAGCAGGCCGCGGGUGUGAGCGUUAAGGCCUUUGCUGGGGAGGGACCCCAGGCUCACGGGGAACAGGGCAAGGAGCAGGCCGAGUUUGAUAAGACGGUGCAGCUGCAGAGGAUGGUAGACCAAAGGUCGGUGAUUUCGGAUGAAAAGAAAGUUGCCCUCCUCUAUCUAGACAAUGAGGAGGAGGAGAAUGAUGGGCAUUGGUUUUGAGAACAGAAAUAUUUUGUUUUAAAUGGCAUCUUAUGAGUAACAUACCAACACACAGAGGCCUUAACUUAUUUUAAGGUUG
Molecule: messenger RNA, 3973 nt
Organism: Carlito syrichta (Philippine tarsier)
Lineage: Eukaryota; Metazoa; Chordata; Mammalia; Primates; Tarsiidae
Gene: SYNM
Product: synemin
Exons: 4
Coding region: 1-3894 (1297 amino acids)
Biological process (GO): fast-twitch skeletal muscle fiber contraction; intermediate filament cytoskeleton organization
Cellular component (GO): costamere; neurofilament cytoskeleton; intermediate filament
Molecular function (GO): structural constituent of muscle; vinculin binding; intermediate filament binding
Source: RefSeq, a predicted model, not a curated record